AUUUCUCUACAUUCGACACAGUUCAAACCGGCAAGAUGAAGGCAGCUUGUGUAUUGGCUUGCCUGGCUCUAGCCACCGGCAUCUCUGCGAGCAUCUUCAAGCAGCAAGAACGCCGAGUGGACGGCCUCGGUGUUCUGCAGCCUAUACUUGACAAUAAAUACAUCAACCAACCGCUUGGCUUGCUCGACUCAAUCAAAUCAGUCGGUCAAAACCUCCUGGACAACACUCUUGGAAACAAGAAAACCCAAGAAGAACAACUGCAGCAAGAUCUGAGAAACUGGAACGUACAACUCCAGGAACAACUCCGGGAGCAAACAUCCAAAUUACAAGAGCAACUUCCUGAGAUCACCCAGUACCAGCAGCGGUCCGUGCCCCUGCAGUACCAGCAGCCGUCUCUGCCCCUGGAAUACCUGCAGCCGUCCCUGCCCGUGCAAUACCAGCAGCAGUCUCAGCGUGUGCCCCGACACCAGCAGCCUAACCAGAAGCCCCAGGACUGGCACUCUACCCACCAGAAGCCCUCCCAGAAACCUCAGGAACCCCAGGAAUGGCACUCUACCCAUCAAAAGCCUUCCCAGAAACCUCAGGAACCCCAGGAAUGGCACUCUACUCACCAGCAGCCUUCCCAGAAACCCCAAGAAUGGCACUCUACCCACCACUCUUCUCAUGAGCACCCUUCUCUGAACUCUCAGGAGUGGCACUCGACCCACAAUCACCAAUCUCACUCCCACAACCAUGAUCACCAUCACGAUCAUCAUCAUCAUCAUCAUGAUAACAAGCCUCGUCUCACCCGUGAAUCGUCAUCAUCAUCAUCCUCUGAAGAAUCCAAGGAAUGGACUAACCAAGCUAAAGAAGUACAGCAACUCCGAGCUCAAAGGUGGACUCAACCAAGACUGCCCCUUGUGGACUCCAUCAUGAACCAGAACAACCAAAAUGUCCAAUCCAACGGUAACGUUAUUGGAUUGAAUGGUUUAAAAAUGACUGUCGGGCCCAAAUCUCUUGUCCAAGGUGUAGAAGACAUUGAAAAGAUCUUCGGCGAUGCCCAGAAGGCAAUGAGGCACAUUCAAGAGGAGGACAAGAUCAAGUUACGUGAAGUUAUGGAAAUCGCCCAACAGACUGAAAAUGAAGAUGUUGUGCUCAACGCCACCCAACUGGCACAGAAAUACCAGUACACCAUCGAGGAGCACACUGUCAAGACCGAUGAUGGCUACGUUCUCACUGUUUUCAGAAUUCCCCCUAAGAUGCGAACUCGUGAUGUUCAGAAGAGGCCUGUUGUUUUCCUGAUGCACGGUGUUCUUGGAAGUGCUGACGACUGGCUGCUCAUGGGACCUGGCAAGUCACUCGCUUACUUGCUUGCUGAUGCUGGCUACGAUGUAUGGCUCGGUAACGCUCGUGGUAACAAGUACUCCAGACGCCACGUCUCCAGACAUCCCGCUAUGUCAGAUUUCUGGCAAUUCAGUAACGACGAAAUCGCUCUUCAUGACUUGCCAGCCAUGAUCGACCUCGCUCUGGAGACAGCCCAACAGGAGAAACUUUACUACGUCGGUAUCGCACAAGGAACUACGUCAUUCUUCGCACUUACUGCCACCCGCCCCGAGUACAACAACAAGAUCAUCAUGAUGUACGCUCUGUCACCCAUGGUGUACAUGACAAACGUGCGCAGCCCCCUUCUCCGCAUGAUGUCUCCCACAAACAAAUUCCAAGAACGUUUAAGUCGCCAAAUUGGUAACCAAGCCUUCACUCUCAGCAAGGAGUUGAUCGACACCGUCGGAGGAGUUUUGUGCGAGAUCGAGAUCGGCAACAAGAAACUCUGCUCAAACGUAAACUUCAUUAUGUCUGGAAUGAACGUAGACUCUAUGGAUCCCAGAAUCUUACCCGUUGUAAUGGGACACCUGCCUUCAAACACGUCUGCCAAGGUGAUCAAGCAAUACGCACAAGGUGUUGCUUCAAAUGAGUUCAGAAGAUACGACUAUGGCCCCUACAUCAAUUGGCAGGUGUAUGGAUCGGAAGAGCCUCCUAAGUACAACAUCGCUGAAGUACAAGUCCCUGUUACCCUGUACUACAGCGAGGAAGACUGGCUAGCCAGCCCUGAAGACGUAGCUAGACUGCAGAAGGAACUUCCCAACGUGAGAGAAGCUCUCAGGGUGCCUGAGGAACACUUCAGCCACAUGGACUUCCAGUUCUCGACCAAGGCCCCCGAGAUGGUGUACCAGCGACUCAUCCAAUCCAUGCAGAAACAGCAGCAGCAGCAGUAACUUAUUAUAAGAGCACGGCUGUUUAGAUAAUUUCGUAGAUGUAUCAUUCAUUGUAAUAAUUUAUUUUUUUUACUUCAUCGACGCAUUAAAUAAAUCCGUCCAUACUUUUUAAA
Molecule: messenger RNA, 2365 nt
Organism: Spodoptera frugiperda (fall armyworm)
Lineage: Eukaryota; Metazoa; Arthropoda; Insecta; Lepidoptera; Noctuidae
Exons: 1
Coding region: 36-2252 (738 amino acids)
Biological process (GO): lipid metabolic process
Source: RefSeq, a predicted model, not a curated record